ACGCUUUAUCGCUGGUUGUUGUUGUUUUGUUUCUGUGUUGUUUGUUUGAUUGUCGUGCUGUGUAUUUGGAAUUUACUUUCAUCGCUGCUCUGUCUAUAUUCAUCCAAUGUCUUGUUGUUAACAUCUAUCUCUAGGUCCGAGUGCUCCAUCAGACAAAACAAUGUCAUAUAGAAUCGAGCUCGCGUCGUCCGCCCGCGCGGCGUGUCGCUCGGCGUGGUGCAAGACCACCGGCGAAAAGAUCCAAAAGGGUGAACUUCGUCUCGGCGUUUUCGUCACCGUCGGCGAGCAUCAGGCGUAUCAAUGGCGACACUGGAAUUGCGUGACGCCGCAGGUUAUGGAGAAUAUUAAAAAGUCGCUGGACAAUUUACCUGAUGAUCUUGACGGGUACUCUGAGCUUGAUGCCGAUAAGCAGCAGGAAGUCGCGAAAGCGCUUGAAGACGGACAUAUCAGCGACGAUGUGUAUAAAGGUGAUGUUUCGCUCAACAGGCUUGGUGCCAAGAAACCGAGGGCAUCGAAGACGAAGAAGGAGGGCAAGGCAGAGAAGCAGGAGACCGCGAAGGAGGAGGCCGCAGAUGAGGAGACUGGAAAGGAGAAAUCUGAAAAGCCGGUUGCGGCUGCUACUGUUGCUGGUAGUAAACGGUCGGCAGAGGCUUUGGCGGAUGAAGCCAAACCCGAAGCCGAUGAACCAACGAUCGUGAAACGCGGCCGCGGUCGUCCGAAGAAAGAGGAAGGCUCAACGACGGCCAAGACCGAGAAGGCAAACAAGCCCAGUGCCCCCAAAGAAAGCAAGCCACCAUUGCCCGACGGCGUCAAGCGUGGCCGCGGCCGGCCUCGGAAGAACCCAGAGGUGGUAAGCCCACCAAAAGACCCCGGUGCGCCGAAACGGGGACGUGGCAGACCGAGGAAGGAAGACUCUGAUCCGACGAAGGUGACGAAACCGAAACCGCCUGCGCCCGCGAAUGGCGAGAAGAGGUCUCGGGGACGGCCUAGGAAGGUGCAGGAGGAGUAGUUCUUGUUUGAUGUGUAAGUGUGGGGGUGCUACGAUAUGGUGGAGGGUGCUUUAUGUCUGAAAUGUGUAGAUUAGAUGUUUGUCUUAUUGUUUUGAUGCUCUUGUUUUGUCUUUGCGUGCGUUCAAUGUCUCAGUAU
This is a messenger RNA of Myxozyma melibiosi, 1146 nucleotides long. RefSeq lists its product as uncharacterized. The record is from RefSeq and is a predicted model, not a curated record. Gene Ontology annotation, molecular function: DNA binding; zinc ion binding. Gene Ontology annotation, biological process: regulation of DNA-templated transcription. Gene Ontology annotation, cellular component: nucleus; chromatin. The coding region runs from base 161 to 1009 and encodes 282 amino acids. The transcript is spliced from 4 exons. NCBI's taxonomy places the organism in Eukaryota, Fungi, Ascomycota, Lipomycetes, Lipomycetales, Lipomycetaceae.